Messenger RNA from Meloidogyne enterolobii, 417 nucleotides. The record is from the annotation of a GenBank genome assembly. Lineage: Eukaryota; Metazoa; Nematoda; Chromadorea; Rhabditida; Meloidogynidae.
AUGAAAAUUUCGACCGUUAUUUUUCUAUAUUUAUUUGUAACGCCACUAAGUGGGUCGGGAAGAGAAAGAAAAGGAAGUUCGUCAAAAAGAGGCAAAUUUAAUCCCAAGCAAUACCGAGAGGUAGAAUCAAGUGGGACCGAAACAGAACCAAUAUACAUCGGUGGAACUGGCUCAAGUGGCCCUAAUGUUCAAGAAGGAGCAGAGCCGUUAGCUUCAGAAAACGUUCAUUUUCACGAAAUGGAAAAUAUUUAUUCUAAAAAUCCCUUUUUUUACAAUAUUCAUCAGCAUAUGCUAUCACAUAACAGCAAAGUGCAUAUGAAAAUAAUUCCUAAUGAAGGUCCAAAAGAUUUCAAUAUAUCAAAAGCCUGUAAGUUAUUAAAAAUAUGUUUUCAAAAUAUUCUCUCGAUAUUCCUCUAG